AUGGCGUCUUGGCCUUCGCUCGUGGCUCAGCCGAGGAGAGGGACGGCCACAGCACCCAACACAGCACUGAGUCUAAAGAGCCGACAUCAUCGACAACGACGAGCGCAGAAGAUGUGUGUGGUUACGAUGAUGGAACAACGCCGCGUGCGAAGCAACGAAGUCGUGGCGAGCACGACUGGACGUCGCUCUCGUGGUGGAGAUGCACUUAUCGUAUCUCGAGCCAUUUCCAUGUCUCCUGGUUCUUCGGACGAGAACGACUCCCAGGAGAUGGUGAACAUCCGCGCCCAGUUUUCAAAGGUGGUGGAUUCUUCGAACGAUGAAGAGGAUAUCCUAAUCGGUGGCAGUCGAGAUUCGACGACGGCGAGCGGCGGGAGAGAGUACUCCUCGGAUCCAGAGAACACUGGAAGCGCGUCGACGUCUUCAACAACGAAUUCUAUCUCGUCGUUUAUGCAAGAAGGCGGCGUGUAUAACUCGCAAAUCGGAAAAGAAAAACCAUUGAAAAUCAACCAAGACUUACUCAUCGAAGAAGCGAAACGGAUUCGGAAUCAAUCGUUGUACGCGCGAACGCGGAAGGAACGGAGAAAACUGAGAGAUGCGGCGAUCGAGACUUUUAAGAGGGCGAUGGUGUACGACCCUGCGGACGGGAGAGCGUACGUCGGAAUCGGUAAAAUUUACGUGCAACAAAAAGACUACAACAAAGCGAGAGAGGUGUACGAGAAUGGAACGAGAGCGACGGGAUCGGAGAACGCGUACUUAUGGCAGGCGUUUGCGACGUUGGAGAAGAAAGCGGGGAACGUGCAGCAGGCGAGGAAGUACUUCGACGCGGCGGUGAUUGCGAAUCCGAAGCAUGCAGCCGCUUGGCACGGAUGGGGCGAGUUAGAACGAGAGGAAGGUAACUAUCAAAGAGCGAGGGAUUUGUUCUUAAAGGGAGUGAUGAAAGUGCCGAAAAGUGAUGCUUCGGCGCAUUUGUAUCACUCGUUGGGUCUCAUGGCGAUGGAGAGAGGGAGAUACGACGAGGCGAGGAAACAUUUCAGAGACGGGGCGAACACGGAAAAAGGGGCGAAGUCAGCCGCGAUUUGGCAGUGCUGGGGUUUGUUAGAAGCCGAGUGCGGGGAGAACGAACGCGCGAGACAAUGCUUCAAGAAAGGUUUGGAGGUAUGUCCGAAGAGCAAGUACUGUUGGUUGGCGUGGGGUCGAUUCGAAGCGAGCAUCGGAAACAUUCAAAGAGCGAGAGAGUUGAUUCAAAGAGGGGUGAGAUUAAACCCCGCGGACCCAAGUUUGUUGCAAGCGUUAGCAAGAUUAGAAGCGAACGAUGGAAAUAUUCGCGUGGCGAGGCAAUACUUUGCCGCCGGGACGAAACUCGAUCCUUCGCACCAACAAAAUUGGCAAGCGUGGGGGGUCGCCGAGUUCAGAGCUGGGAACAUCGAAAAAGCGAGGGAGUUGUUUCAGCGAGGCGUUUGGAUUCGUCCGGAAUCGAAAGACGCUGCGGUUGGUUUACAAGCAUGGGCGAUUUUAGAGCGCAAGGUAGGGAACAUUCCGUUAGCGAGAGAGUUGUUCAAAUGUUCGGUGAAAGCCAAUCCGACGAAUGCGAAAUCGUGGAUGUCGUGGGCACAAAUGGAAGAAGAAAUCGAUAACAUCGCGAGAGCUUCCGAGUUGAGAAAUCUUUGCGCUCAAGAGAGAGCGGAGGAGGCUAUUGGUAUGACAGAUUUGUCUCCGGCGAGUCUUGUCGGAUUAGACGCAACGAUUCGUCCGAUUCUCAAGCGUUUAUCGUCCUUGUUGAAAGGCGAAUCAAGCACGGGUGCGGGCGAUACAAUUACGCGAACUGACGAGAAUGGUGACUUGUACGAAACCGAUUCUUUUGUCUGGGCCGGCGACGAGCUGUUGUUUUCGAACGGAAGUGGAAGCGAUGACGAGGACUACGAGGACGACGAGUUUUGA
This is a messenger RNA of Bathycoccus prasinos, 1938 nucleotides long. RefSeq lists its product with no specific name. The transcript has a single exon. NCBI's taxonomy places the organism in Eukaryota, Viridiplantae, Chlorophyta, Mamiellophyceae, Mamiellales, Bathycoccaceae. Gene Ontology annotation, molecular function: single-stranded RNA binding; mRNA binding; protein binding. Gene Ontology annotation, biological process: mRNA processing; regulation of translation. The record is from RefSeq and is a predicted model, not a curated record. The coding region runs from base 1 to 1938 and encodes 645 amino acids.